AUGCUUGAUUCUUUAAACUCUACACAAACUCACAAUACAGAUACACAAGAAAAGCCAAAAUGGACUAAGACAAAAAUUACUAUACUCGUUACUAACAUUCUUGCUUUCCUUACAUUUAUUGCCGUAAUUGUAUUAUCUUACAAAGUUCGUUACGCCAUUCCAAACGGACGUCCAUCACCAUUAGAUGAUCUUGUUAAGAAAUUCUACGAUGCUUUACCAGAAUCCCUUAUUCCAGAUUCAUUUGCUGUCGAUGAAAUUUAUAGGAAUCCAGCCACAAACCAAGCCCAACGUGGAACAUGCUGGGCAUGGUCUACACUUUACCUUCUUGAAACCCAAUAUCGUGCUCAAGGCAUCAAACAAGGAUAUCUUAAGCCAGAUGAAUAUGUUAAAUUCUCAAUGCAAGCAUUUGGUGCAUUCCUUGGCAAUUGGUGCAGAGCUCAUCCAGAUACAAAGGAAUGCCAUUACGGUAACUUCCUCAAACCACAGCCAUCAACAGAUGAUGGACAAGUCGAAGGCCUUCCAAUCUACUACGAAGACGUAGAGAACCUUUCCAAGUCUAUCGUUCCAGAUGCUGUUUGCCCAUACAUUGAAACAGGAAGCCCAUCAACAGACUUCAAAUGUGACAACCUCGAAGACGCUCUUAAGGCAAAUCCAAUCUCCUUCAAGAUCAAAUCAUUCGAAACAGCAUACGAUACUCGCCAUAUCAAGCAACUUCUCUAUACAAAGCAGCGCCCACUCGGAAUUGGCAUUCCUCUUGGUUCCAUUGCUUACUACGUAUCAUGUGAUGAUCCAAACUUCGCCAACCUCGAGCAGUGCACCAAGAAAUCCUUCCUUUGCCCAGAUUCCCAGACAGAAGACAAAUAUUGCGCUAAAUUACUCUUCUACGGCUACACAUCCGAUGGCACAUUCGUUUCCAUCGGCAAGGCCAUCCGCCAGAACUCAAUUGGUGGCCAUGCAAUGAAUGUUGUCGGAUACAACGACAAUUGGCGCUACAACAACCGCUUUACCACCAACAAUUCCGUUCAGAACUCCAAGGGCUGCUUCAUCCUCCACAACUCAUGGGGCUCUGGCGGUCAUUCUAUCGAAUAUUUGAUGGGCCGUCGUACAGUCGAGAACGAAAUGACACAAUGUCCAAACGUUCUUGGUCCAGAGAGCUGGAUCCCAGCCACAAUCGAUUGCAUUACUCAAAACAACAAAAAUGUUACUAAAUGCUCCAAUGAUAUCGAGCGCGUCAGAGGAAAAGGCUUUGCCAACCACGCAGACCUUCUCAACUGCUCGCACGUAUUCGCUGGAGCCGCAACUGACUUCCCAACCUGCCAAUUCAAUCACAGUUACGUACUCAAGCGCAAAGCAGACGACACAAUCGAUACUUACGAACUUCCUAAUGGACUCCACUCCACAGGAUUCAUCACAUGGAGCGAGGAAGAUCCAACACCGAAGGAAGUCAGAAUCGAGACUGUUCCUUUCUGGGCUCUCAACAGAUACCUCAAACCAGUCGAUGCUGCUAAGUAUCCAAACAACGACCAGGAGUGCGGCUUUUACGCCCUUCCUUACCAGAUGGUCGAGAACAUGAGGAGAAGAGCUUACGACCUCUUCGACAACUUCAAGGUCUCUGAUAUAGAGAUUGAGUUCGACGAACACUCAUACGCAAGAAGCCCUGAGUCAUGGAAGUACGACACUAAGUACUUGAACGCUUCUACUUACAAACAGCACGAUACCGUCUUCGAUGGAGCGCUUCCGUUCGAUCUCGUCUAUUAA
Messenger RNA from Trichomonas vaginalis G3, 1758 nucleotides. RefSeq names its product papain family cysteine protease domain containing protein family. The coding region runs from base 1 to 1758 and encodes 585 amino acids. The record is from RefSeq and is a predicted model, not a curated record. Lineage: Eukaryota; Parabasalia; Trichomonadida; Trichomonadidae. The transcript has a single exon.